This is a messenger RNA of Urocitellus parryii (Arctic ground squirrel), 686 nucleotides long. It is a transcript of the gene Srp14, whose product is annotated as signal recognition particle 14. Gene Ontology annotation, biological process: SRP-dependent cotranslational protein targeting to membrane. Gene Ontology annotation, cellular component: signal recognition particle, endoplasmic reticulum targeting. The record is from RefSeq and is a predicted model, not a curated record. Lineage: Eukaryota; Metazoa; Chordata; Mammalia; Rodentia; Sciuridae. Gene Ontology annotation, molecular function: endoplasmic reticulum signal sequence receptor activity; 7S RNA binding.
GGAAAACUUCCGGUUCCAACUGCUCAGUGCUUAUGUUGACCGGAAGCUUCCGGUAGCGCUGCGAUGGUGCUCCUGGAGAGCGAGCAGUUCCUGACGGAGCUCACCAGGCUCUUCCAGAAGUGUCGGUUGUCGGGCAGCGUGUACAUCACCUUGAAGAAGUAUGAUGGUCGAACUAAACCCACACCGAGGAAGGGUUCUGUGGAGGGCGUUGAGCCCUCAGACAACAAGUGUCUGUUGAGAGCAACGGAUGGGAAAAAGAAGAUCAGCACAGUGGUGAGCUCCAAAGAAGUGAAUAAAUUUCAGAUGGCUUAUUCAAACCUAUUGAGAGCUAACAUGGAUGGGCUGAAGAAGAGAGACAAAAAGAGCAAGAGUAAGAAGAGCAAAGCAGCACAGUGAAGAGCACUGAGUUCCCUGCUUUUACCAAACCACUGAAUUACAUAUUUCCAUUUUGUUUAUAGUUUUGUUCAUAAAUCUAGGUUUCUGGUUCCCCCACUAACUGUUUUCAUGCGAUAUCAGGGUCAUUUUGGAGAGAAGAAAGGUUGCAGUGUUUACAAAGUAUUUGUGGUAAGAAAGUAGUUUUAUUUCAGAUUUAUGAUGCAUGGUUAUAAAUUCCUAAAUUAGUUUAAAAAAGUCUCUGUAGUCAUCCCUGUGAAGAGCAUUGUAUCAUUAAACACCUGUUAUCAGCA